AUGACAGCAACAACAGACAGAACACACGCUCUUAGAGUCCAAUUCGCUGACCCGAAAGCCGUCUCCAGGCCCAUCAUCACCUACAUCAACGGCGAUGUUUCCUGGCUCAUCUCUCUUCCUCGCCCUGCAUCCGACAAGAGCACCCAGGGCAAAGCAUUCUACCACGCCGUCAUCGAUCCAUGGUUUGGGCAGCCAUCAGUUUUCAUCGCUCCGAUGUUUCUCGAAAUGGCCCUGGGGCGAGAUCCCGGUCUCCCAAACCGCGCAGCAGUCGAUGCCGCCAUCGCGGAAAUCGAGCUUGCAGCGGGAAACUCGCUAGCACCAACGGACGAAGACCCUGCCGUCGAUGCCAUUUUUGUCAUGGGCAGUGCAGAGCACUUCAACCAAGAGAGUCUCCUACAGUUCUCUUCGUCUACACCUUUGUUUGCCAUAGCGGCAGUAGCCAGCACGGCUCACUCGUGGGGCCACUUUGAUACCGUGGUGACGAUGGCAUCGUGUGAUCCAAGUAAAACGCCGUGGGCAGACGGACACCCUGGAGUGCCGUUACCGGAAUGGUUGACUGUGUUCCCGCCUGCGGUGACCAGGUUCAACAAUUUCGGACUUUGCCUCAUCACUUCUGUGAAUCCUGCUGAGAAGGAGAUGAUCCUCAUGGGACCGCAUGGCAUCGGCGCAGACGAAGCUUUCGUUCAUGGAUUCGCGCAGACGGUGAAGAUGCUGGCGUUAAUAGCGCCGCUGAAAGAUAGCUACUCAUUUGGGAUCAAGACCGUGUUGGGUGUUGAAGACGGGCUUGCCCUUGCACGAAGCACGGGAGCGAGGUACUAUGUGCGCAAUGGUGACUUUGUAAGUUUGAAAUACAAGGGAAUCAUUGGGUGGACUGUAAAUGAUGUAUCACAUGAUAUACAAUGGGGGGUUGAUCAGCUUAAAGGAAGGCUUGCCGGGAAGGGGGUCGAAGAGGAACCUACCCUAGUUGAAGUUGAAAAUGGAGGAAGUUAUGUGGUCAUGUAA
Molecule: messenger RNA, 1002 nt
Organism: Drepanopeziza brunnea f. sp. 'multigermtubi' MB_m1
Lineage: Eukaryota; Fungi; Ascomycota; Leotiomycetes; Helotiales; Drepanopezizaceae
Source: RefSeq, a predicted model, not a curated record